UACAUUUAUAUAAUGAAUUUUAGUUGUCUUUCACCCCCACAACUCCUCUCAUCUUCCUCUGGAUCCCUUCUCCACAAGUCCACCUCCAGCCUCCAACGCUUCGAGUUUCCUGUCCCACUGUGAUGACAGACUUGCGCAAUCUAAUUUCUGAAAAUGGAAAGUACACAGAGCAAAUGUGACCUCGAUUUUGCAGAAAGAUGAACAGAAGAUACAUCUUGCCCAAAUACCACCAGAUCCUAGGUUCCAACAACAUUCUUCCCUCUAGAGUUUAGAACUUUGAUUUUUGAGGAGACUCGCAGUAGAAAGACUUGCUUCUAUCUGUCUACUGGAAAACAGUGGGUGGUAUUUGCUUGAUGAGGAAGUCUAUGGAGCAGGAAAUCAGACAUAGUUGGGCUCAGGGGCUUUGCAGAUUAAUAGCUAAUGUCCAACACUAGUCAGAAAACGCGGUCUGCACUAGAGCUCCUCCUGGUGGCCCCAUCUCCUAACUGCAUCUGCAUCUCGCGGGCUUGAAGACUGGAUGGAACCUCCAAGGGCCAGCGGAACUAGCUUCUGCGCGCCCCACUGGCUUCUGCGCGGCCCUCCUCACGUGGCGCUCUUCACCACGGUUGCUCUGAGACACAACCGCAGCUGCGUUGGAUUACCAAGAGGUAAUGAGGGACAUAUGGAGGUGGCAGCUGCCUGCCUGCAGGAAUACCAGGGCAGGAAGAUCUGGACCUAAAAGCAACCCCUUCAGGAUUGCCCUAUUCUAACCUUGGGGUCGUGACAGAGUAUGUAUCCAUGACCCUUGAACAGACCACAUUAAGGACAAGCGUUGGACACUACUUCCUGGGAAGUUUCAAUUGUAUCCUAGCUUCUUUUUUCUCCCCAAUACAACCCUACGGUGAUUCUUGUCACUGAGAAGAGCCUUUGAAGGAGAUUAUUACAUUUUUAUAAAAGUCACCUCAUAACGGGAGAGGAACUUAUCCUCACAUUCCUCUGAAACAUCUUGAUGAAUAUGCCACAGAAUCGUCUGUGGAUAAAAAAGGAGCUGAGAUUAUUGGGGGUCAUACAACUAAUAACAAGCCUGAUUGUACAGAGCCUGGGAUACUUCUGGACAUACCUGUUCUUUUCUCAAACUAUUGUAUUUGGACUGGGAAGUAAUUAUCCUCCUAUCACAGGAAGUUCAGGAUACCCACUUUGGGCCUCCUUGCUUUUUAGCCUAUCAGGAAGUUUUUCAAUAAUACUACAGAAGAGGCCUUCAAAUCAUAUGCUGAUUUGGACCUUGACAAUGAACGUCCUAAGCAUCUUCGCAACACUAAUUGGUGUGUUUUUAGCAACAUUCGAACUGAUAAUUACCUCGCGUUUAGACUCUUCCCUGUGGCAACAUAAAAGUGGUAGGUUGCUUACAGAAUAUCUGUUACUGUUCACCAUGUUGGAGUUCUCCAUGGCAGUCAUGGUAACUGAGUGGACCUAUAGAGCAAGACAAACAGAAUAAGUUGAUCAUUAUCACCAAUGAUGCCCUUUUCCUGUGUAUUAAGAAGAGUGUCACGGUCUCAGUCAAGGAGGAAGGUCUGAUGAUGGUGAAGAACUUUGUUCAAGAAACAGCUUUUUAUUAAGUCUUCCUUAGCAUUUCCUCACCUCCAUUUCAUUAAUAAAAACUGGUAACAGUGAA
Messenger RNA from Rattus norvegicus (Norway rat), 1651 nucleotides. It is a transcript of the gene Ms4a19, whose product is annotated as membrane-spanning 4-domains, subfamily A, member 19. NCBI's taxonomy places the organism in Eukaryota, Metazoa, Chordata, Mammalia, Rodentia, Muridae. The record is from RefSeq and is a predicted model, not a curated record.